UAACACAUCUGAAUAAUGUCACUGUUGUGUCUUCAGCAGAGCUGCUUUACAGCUGACACUGGAUUUGUUUGAUGAAUCGGGCAACAGUACUUCCCGUUUAUUAUUGUAAAGCUCUAUUGUUUGGAUAAAUGCGAGUCGACAGUAACAAAAUCUGCUCGGUGUGACUGCGCCUUUAAGAGCCGCUCCGCUGGUGACGCGCCGCGGCCGGUGGGCAGGAAGAGUGCGCGCGCGUGUGCGCGAUAGAGAGGCGCGUUGAUCGCUCCCGGAGCGCAGACACGGCACACGGUACGGCGGAAUGCGCUUCUGAUGCUGGGCUACGGUCUGAAUCAAGGCCAUCCUCACCGCAGAACACUCACCGAACGGCAGCAGCGGCCGCGCACGAUCCCGGAGACCGGCGGCGAGCGGAAGGACGGCGGACUGAAAACAGCAGGGCGGCUCGACGCGGGUGCACGAAGAGCGAGAGAGCGCGCCUGAGCGCGAGAGUGAGAGAGUGAGAGAGAGACCCUGCCCGUGCGUUCAGAGCCAUGAGAGAAUACAAAGUGGUCGUGUUGGGAUCCGGCGGCGUGGGAAAAUCGGCGCUGACCGUGCAGUUCGUCACCGGAUCCUUCAUCGAGAAGUACGACCCGACGAUAGAGGACUUCUACCGCAAGGAGAUCGAGGUGGACUCGUCGCCGUCGGUGCUGGAGAUCCUGGACACGGCGGGCACCGAGCAGUUCGCCUCCAUGCGCGAUCUGUACAUCAGGAACGGCCAGGGCUUUAUCCUCGUGUACAGUCUGGUCAACCAGCAGAGCUUCCAGGACAUCAAGCCCAUGCGCGACCAGAUCAUCCGCGUCAAGCGCUACGAGCGCGUGCCCAUGAUCCUGGUGGGCAACAAGGUGGAUCUGGAGGGCGAGAGGGAGGUGUCUUCCGGGGAAGGCAAGGCGCUGGCGGACGAGUGGAACUGCCCGUUCAUGGAGACCUCGGCCAAAAACAAAGGCUCCGUGGACGAGCUGUUCGCGGAGAUCGUGCGGCAGAUGAACUACGCGUCGGCGCCGAACGGAGACGACCAGUGCUGCGCGUCCUGCGCGAUUCUUUAAGAUCCGAGCGCGAGCUCUGGUUUCCCGUUCGCGUUUGUUGCCAUGGUGUGUUUCGGAUUCUGUACUGUUGAGCUACGCGUCUCCGCAGGAGGACGGAUCACUCUUCAGGAAUUGCAGCACUGCAUUGAUGUCAACACAAGUGUCUUGCACUCGCAACUGGAACUUAAACCCCAAAAACGUGGAAGACUGAGACACGCGGGAGCGAGGAGGUUAAAGCGGCUUGGAAACCCUUGUUGUGAAUCAAAGUAUUGCUUUCCGUGCGCCGGCGGGUGACGUCACGAUUGAAACCACGCCCCACUGAGCGCACGAGGACUGUACUGUUUUGACGCGAGGACGUCGGAGGUUACGCGUCGAGUGCCUUCCAAAAAGCUGUUCAAGAGUUUAGUGCCAACCUGCAAGCAGUCUCGGUUCAUGGCAGUCCACACAGUACUUAACUGUUACACUCGCUAAUCGUUCCGGGGGUGAACGACGUUUAAAAGGCCUAUUGUUUCUUUGUUUUGAGUGAAAAUCUCUUUGGUUUUUUUUCUUUCUCCAACACAGGUACUGGAGCCCCCAAACCAUCAGAUCUUCUGUUAUUUUGUUUUUAACAAAUGUGAUGUACCAUUCAAAUUCUAAUCCGAUUGUACGUUUAAUUGCAGACUAGCGUUUUAACAGCUGUCUGAUUGUUUUAAAGAGACUUUUAAUACAUGCAUUUUUAAAAAAACUUCA
This is a messenger RNA of Cyprinus carpio (common carp), 1784 nucleotides long. It is a transcript of the gene rap2b, whose product is annotated as RAP2B, member of RAS oncogene family. Gene Ontology annotation, biological process: negative regulation of cell migration; Rap protein signal transduction. The record is from RefSeq and is a predicted model, not a curated record. Lineage: Eukaryota; Metazoa; Chordata; Actinopteri; Cypriniformes; Cyprinidae. Gene Ontology annotation, cellular component: plasma membrane. Gene Ontology annotation, molecular function: GTPase activity; GDP binding; GTP binding.